AUGGUAAUAGCAGAAAAUGAUAGCGUAAUUCUAUACAUAGACGAAGAUAACAUUAGUCUCGUAAAGUUAAAAAGUGAUGGAUCAAUUACAAAUAAAAAAGGAAUUUUCUUAUACAAAAAUAUUAUAGGAAAAGAAUAUGGAAGUAAAAUAUAUGAUACAUUAUCUAGAAAUUUUAUAUUUGUACUAAAAAAAACACCAGAACUUAUAGCAACAAGUUUAAAAAAAAAAACACAAACUUUAUAUGAGCAUGACAUAUCAUUUAUUUGUUUAUUAUGUAAUGCUUUGCCUAAUAAGAAAAUAAUCGAAGCUGGUACAGGCACAGGGUGCUUAACAUACUCAUUAGCUAAUUGUGUAUUACCUCAUGGAGUUGUUCAUACAUUUGAAUAUAAUGAAGAAAGAUAUACCGAAGUUAAAAAAGAAUUUGAAGAUUUUGAGGAUGUAAUAAAUAACAUAAAGUUUUAUCAUAAAGAUAUUAUAAAUUAUAAUUUUGAAGAUUUUGAAAAUAAUGAAAUUGAUGCUAUUUUUCUUGAUAUGCCAAAUCCAUGGCUAUGCGUUGAAAAAGCUAAAAAUGUUUUAAAAGAAAGAGGUGCUUUUGUUAUUUUUUUACCAUGUAUAGAACAGGUUUAUAAAAUAAUUGAGACAUUAGAAGAACAUAAUUUUUGUGAUAUUGCAACAUAUGAAUUAAUUAAUAAUUCAUGGAAAUAUAUUUUAAUUAAUAAUAAAAAAAAAAAUAAUAAUUUAAAUGAAUUAGAAAAUUCAACCACAAAUCAAUCAACUCCAUUAAACGGCAAUUCACCACAAAAUUUAAAUAUCCCAUAUAGAUUAUGUCAUAAAGAAAAUAAAACACACACUGGGUAUUUGAUUGUCUCAAAAAAAUGGCUAGACGAUGAACAUCAACAAAUGGAAAUCGAGUUUAAAGGUCUAAUCAACCCCCCAGAAAAUACACAAACAUAA
This is a messenger RNA of Plasmodium vinckei vinckei, 954 nucleotides long. Its product is annotated as tRNA (adenine(58)-N(1))-methyltransferase catalytic subunit TRM61, putative. The coding region runs from base 1 to 954 and encodes 317 amino acids. NCBI's taxonomy places the organism in Eukaryota, Apicomplexa, Aconoidasida, Haemosporida, Plasmodiidae. The transcript has a single exon. Gene Ontology annotation, cellular component: tRNA (m1A) methyltransferase complex; nucleus. Gene Ontology annotation, biological process: tRNA methylation. The record is from RefSeq and is a predicted model, not a curated record.